Molecule: messenger RNA, 1304 nt
Organism: Macrobrachium nipponense
Lineage: Eukaryota; Metazoa; Arthropoda; Malacostraca; Decapoda; Palaemonidae
Gene: eIF2alpha
Product: eukaryotic translation initiation factor 2 subunit 1-like
Exons: 6
Coding region: 177-1187 (336 amino acids)
Biological process (GO): translational initiation
Cellular component (GO): eukaryotic translation initiation factor 2 complex; eukaryotic 48S preinitiation complex
Molecular function (GO): ribosome binding; RNA binding; translation initiation factor activity
Source: RefSeq, a predicted model, not a curated record
GAAAAUAUCGGACGAAAUCGUACCCUUCACGUUCGCUAGAAAUGUCCGCUGGCUUCACAUCCCGGCAGUAUAUACUACUACCAACGUGUAUUCGCCGAAGUGACAUUAGGCCUAAUUGAAUGUUAUUUAGCAACACUUUUCUGACACCGGAAGUUCUAAACUAGCACAAAGCCAAGAUGCCGCUGUUUUGUAGAUAUUAUUCCCAGAGGUAUCCCGAAGUGGAUGACGUGGUGAUGGUGACAGUCAGAAGUAUUGCAGAGAUGGGUGCAUAUGUCCAUCUUCUAGAAUAUAACAACAUUGAAGGCAUGAUCCUGUUGUCAGAACUCUCACGUCGACGUAUCCGAUCUAUGAAUAAAUUAAUUAGAGUUGGAAAGACCGAACCAGUCGUAGUAAUCAGAGUUGACAAAGAGAAAGGUUACAUUGAUCUGUCCAAAAGAAGAGUGUCAAAGGAAGAUGUUGAAAGAUGUACAGAAAAAUUUGCCAAGGCAAAGGCUGUCAAUUCUAUCAUUCGACACGUAGGGGAGCUUUUAGGUUAUACAUCAGAAGAUCAAGUGGAAGAACUUUAUCGCAAAACUGCCUGGCAUUUUGAAGAAAAAUACAAGAAACAGGCGUGUGCUUAUGAUGUUUUCAAACAAGCUGUUACUGACACAAGUAUUUUGGAAGAAUGUAAUCUGGAUGAGGAGACCAAGACAGUCCUUUUAACUCAAAUUCAACGCAAGUUGCAGUCACAGGCAGUUAAAAUCCGUGCAGACAUCGAAGUAUCGUGUUUUGAGUACGAGGGUAUUGAUGCUGUCAAGAGUGCAUUAUUUGAAGGAAUUUCACAGUCAACAGAGGAAAUCCCUAUCAGAAUAAACUUAAUUGCUCCUCCUCUCUAUGUUAUGACCACACAAACCACUGAGAAGCAGGAUGGCCUAAAGGCCUUGGAAAAUGCUAUACAGCAGGUUACUGGAAAGAUUACUGGUUUUGGUGGUACGUUAGUGGUCAAGAUGGCUCCUAAGAUUGUGACAGAUGUUGAAGAAGCAGAUCUGGCUCGACAGUUGGAGAAGGCCGAGGAAGAAAACAGAGAAGUUGCUGGUGACGAUGAUGAUGAGGAAGAGGAAGUUGGGAUGGGUGGAAUUGACGUUGAUUCAGAAGAAGACGAAGAAAAGAAGGACGAAGACGGUGAUAAGAGUGAGCCUGAGGAUUAAUUAGGGGAGUAUUUAUAUUAAGUGAUAUUGUAACUCGACAGAUUUUGCUUUAUUUAAAAUUGUUUAUAAUGGAGUUUUUACAUCUUUAGAGUCAUAAAGAGAAUGCCAUUACUUUUA